Achroia grisella is the source of this 1476-nucleotide messenger RNA. RefSeq names its product proton myo-inositol cotransporter-like. The record is from RefSeq and is a predicted model, not a curated record. The coding region runs from base 1 to 1476 and encodes 491 amino acids. The transcript is spliced from 3 exons. Lineage: Eukaryota; Metazoa; Arthropoda; Insecta; Lepidoptera; Pyralidae. Gene Ontology annotation, biological process: transmembrane transport. Gene Ontology annotation, molecular function: transmembrane transporter activity. Gene Ontology annotation, cellular component: membrane.
AUGUAUAUAACACCCUUUAUGAAACAAUGCUUUGUGACACUGGGCGCAUCCAUCAAUCAAGCAAUAAUAGCAAUGGUACCAAGUUAUACCGCACGCUUACUGCCUCAACUGCGUCGAGAUGACUCCACCAUACCGAUAGACGAUAACUCUGCUUCUUGGAUUGCCUCCAUUCACGGAUUUUCGUUAUUUGUGGGUAAUUUAUGUUUGCCUUUAAUUAUGGGACUAUAUGGCAGAAAACCAGCGAGUCUAGUUAGCAUUACAACAUCCCUAAUUGGUUGGGUGUGUAUAGGUUUAAGUGACAACAUAACUUUGAUCCUUGUUGGAAAGCUUUUUCAUGGAUUCUCAAUGGGUAUGGUAAAUUCCUUACCAUCUAUCGUAAUUGCUGAAUAUACAAGUCCUAAGAAUCGAGCACUAUUAACAUCCAUGACACUUAUUCAAAUCUCACUCAUGACUAUGCUAGUACAUACUGCAGGGUCUUAUCUUGGUUGGAAAUUUACUGCUUUAAUCUGUAUAUUGAUUACUUUUCUGGGUAUAAUAAUAAUCAUAAUGACUCCAGAAUCUCCUAGCUGGCUAGCUGAUAAAGGACGAUACGAAGACUCGAAACGAGUAUUUUUUUGGCUCCGUGAAAAAGAUGAAGCAAAUGAGAUAGAAAAUACUAUAAGUGCUACCAGAAAAAGAAGAAAUAAAAGAAAAAGUACAAGCACAAAAGACUUUUUGAACGAAACCAAAACAAAGUUCUUUAAGAAUUUAAAUGCAAUUAAAUUAAGAGAAUGCUACCUGCCAGUUUUGAUAAUGAUCCACGUAUAUACAUUUACCCAUUGGUGUGCCUCAAAUCCAGUAAUUAAUUAUAUGCAAGAUAUUUUUUCUACCUUAACCAGCCCUGAUACCGAUAUUAAUCUACAAAUAAUGUUUACAGAUAUUUUAGGGCUCUGUUAUAAUAUAAUCGCAGUUUUUGUUAUGAGGAAAUGUAAAAGAAGAUUUAUUCUCUGCACUUUUCUUAGUUUAAAUAUAUUUGUCUUACUGACCACUGCCCUUUAUUCCUAUUGUAAGGCAUAUAACAUGCUGCCUUUUGAUCAUCCUAUUAUAGGAAUCUUAUUAAUACAUUUGCUAUUAUUUUCAUUUUUAGUUGGUAUAUUCCCUCUUUCAAUUACUAUAGAUGGUGAAAUAUUUUCACUAGAAUAUCGUAGUUUUUCUGCUGGUAUUACUACUUUAUACUUUACAGUAGCUAUAUCUGCGUCCAUAAAAUCAUUUCCAUAUCUUAAGAAUUCAAUAGGAUUACACGGCGCAUAUUUAAUGUAUGCUGGUAUAAGUAGUUACUGUUUAGCAUUUUUAUUAAAAUUCAUGCCUGAAACUAAAAAUAUGACUCUUAUAGAUAUUGAGAAUAAGUUUCAAAAUGGAAACACCAAGGUUACAUCAAAUGAUGAUUCUUAUUUAGUUCGGCCUCUAACAUUACAAGAUCUAAAUACUGUUAAAUAG